Molecule: messenger RNA, 669 nt
Organism: Epithele typhae
Lineage: Eukaryota; Fungi; Basidiomycota; Agaricomycetes; Polyporales; Epitheliaceae
Exons: 3
Coding region: 1-669 (222 amino acids)
Source: RefSeq, a predicted model, not a curated record
AUGCUGCUCGGACACCUCGCCCUCGCGCUCCCCGCACUCGGUCUCCCUGUCCAUGCCGCCGUGACCUCCCUCUUCAUCCCCGCCGCCGACCAACUCGCGCUCGCCGCGAAGAACGUCGGCACGGACGCCAGCGGACACACCACCUGGGUCCUCGCCGCGGGGAGCACCGCGAGUGGGACACUCUCCACCCCGCCCUUCGCUUUCCCGCACGCAACGAUGGUCGCCGGCUCCUCCGACCUCCACUUCCUCCAGGCCGUCCCGGGCGUCUCUGGGGUCUUCGCGAUAGAGGACUGCGCGAUCGCAGACACGGUCGCCGCGUGCACGAUGCAGUACUCCGUCGCGGGCGCGGUCACUACAGUGGGGACGACGACGGUGCCUGUCACCGCGUUCCCCGUCCAGCUCGUCACGGGCGGGAAGGUGCUCCCGACGGACUCGGCGCUGGCUGCGUUCACGCUAUCGACCGUUGCUUCAAGUUCGGACUCGGGCUCGAGCGCGGGGACCGGUGAGGUGGCCGCCACGGCGACGACGACGACUGCGAGCGCAACUGGCACCGGGGCGGGCACGAACGGAGCGGGGAAUGGAGGCGCGGGUGUGGCGAGGGCGUCGCUGGUUGCGGUUGGUGCGGUGGUGUUCGUUGCAGGUAUUCUUGGGAACGUGGUGCGUCUGUGA